Molecule: messenger RNA, 2287 nt
Organism: Rhodamnia argentea
Lineage: Eukaryota; Viridiplantae; Streptophyta; Magnoliopsida; Myrtales; Myrtaceae
Exons: 12
Coding region: 393-1772 (459 amino acids)
Molecular function (GO): protein binding
Source: RefSeq, a predicted model, not a curated record
CGCUGCUGACGGAACUCCGGAAAUGACCUUGUGCUUGUGCUCGCCGUGCCUCUCUCCCUUCCCUCGCUCUUCCACUCUCCACCUCUCCCGAUGCUCCCCGAGCAACACCACCGCUCUGCUAUCGAUACUACUCAGCGGUAGUCACUACGCGGCCCCGCACCAUCUCCGAGAUCCGUCUUCUCCCUCCGCCGUCUCUCGGCGCUCCUUCGAGAGCAGAGCUUCGCUGAGCGAGAGUGAAAGCAGCGUCGUCGGAGAGUCGACGGCGAUUCUGAGCGACGGGGUGGUCAGGCGAAGUGUCUGGCGCCGGAGACGCCGACGAGGCAUUGCGGAUCAUCGCGGAGAAGACCGACCGGAGCGGCGGCGUGGUUGGCUUGUCUGAUUGCUGCUCGAUUAUGAACGCGGCGCUUGAGCGCGGCAAUGCUGAGUUGGCUCUGUCCGUGUUCUACGCCAUGCGCGCCACUUUCGAUCAAGGUCUAGGUGAAGAUGGUGCUUCCAUCGACAGGUGGAGAUGGUCCAGGCCCGACGUGGGUGUAUACACACUGUUAGUUCAUGGUCUUGCAGCAUCAUUAAGGGUUUCCGAUGCUCUAAGCGUGAUUGAUAUCAUAUGCCAAGUAGGGGUUUCUCCUGGCGUGGAGCAGGUCCCCUUCGGGAAGGUUGUGAGAUGUCCAAGUUGUAUGAUAGCUGUUGCUGUUGCACAACCCCAAGAUGGUGUUCAAAUUGUUUCCUGUGCCACCUGCCGUUACAAGUACGAGCUAGUUUCUGGUGACAUUAUUAGCAUUGAGUCUGAAGAGAUCAGCAUGGAUAUUCCAGCAUGGAAACGGGGGCUAAGAUUUCUGAAUUUAACAAAACAAACUAUGCCUGCUGCAGUUCACUCUGUUGUGGUACAGACCCCUGCUGGUGUAGCACGCACCCACCGGUUUGCCACUGAAACAGCAACUCUUCCUGCUCAAGCAGGAGAGAGAGUAACUAUGGCUUUAGCAGCUCCAUCAAAUGUUUACCGGGAGGUGGGUCCAUUUAAGUUCAGCCCAAAGGCUCCCAACUUCUACCCUGGUGAGCCUAUGUGCCUCACGAACCACAAAGAUGGAAGGGAAUCACUACUUUUAAGAGCACCUGCAAAAGAUGGAAAUUCAUCAUUGUACAAUCCAUCUGUCCUUUUUCCACUUCUAGCUGUGCUGGCCGCUGGAGAUGCUGCAUCUGGAUUUAUUGAUCCCAGCUUGCCUCAGCUCCUUUCAGUUGGUGCUGUUGCAUCUCUCACAGUUGGGGCUACUUUAAAUGUGCUGGUUUUUCCCCAAUUAAACAGACUACCCCAGCGGUCAGUUGAUGCAACUGCAAUCAAGCAGCAACUUCUGUCUCAAUAUGCCGUACUCCAGUCUCGCAUCAGAGACCUGAAAGAAGCUGCUGAAAAAGAGGUGUGGAUGUUAGCUCGCAUGUGUCAACUUGAGAACAAGAUUUAUGCUGUUGGAGAGCCAUCUUACCGGGCACGGAAAAGUAGAGUCAAAAGGGUGCGAGAAGGCCUGGAAAUCUCAUUGAGGGGACGGAUUGAAUUAAUUGAAAGUUAUGCAAGAAUAUCUUCAAUGAUUGAAAUUGAGGUAGAACUGGAAUCUGAUGUUCUGGCAGCUGAAGCAGCAAGCAACGUGGAAAGUGUUGCGGAACAAAUACAGCAGAUAAUGGAGAUAGAAAAACUUGAAGAGAAAUGGAAGCUACAAGCUGAAGCAAAUGACGAAGCUGAAAGACUCCUCAGUUCGCAACCCAUAGCUGCAGAACAGGAUUAAACUUUAAGUUACUACUUACCCAAUUUUGGCUUGCAGAUUCUUCUACCUGCUUCAUGAUCUUUUGCCAGAUUAUUCAACCGUCAGCAGGCGGGCUUCUUUGAUGUAGUAGGGUGGUACAUGGCAUGCUGAACGGUCAGUCUUUCUGUAAAAUGACAACUGCUGGUCGUAAAGUUCAGAAUCCUUUACCAGUUUUGGGGGGAGAAAUGACCUGAAGUUGGCACUUCUUAUGCACAGUAGUUUCACAAGAUUUGGCUCCUACUAUUUCCUUUCUAGCUGCUUAAGUAUACCCAGAACGGGCUAAGGAGGCUUUGUUCUUAGAUUGUUCUUCUUUUGUCACAGUCAAAUUGAAUCUCCUUUCUCUUCUCAUCAAUGCUGUUCCACAAAGAACAGAAAGUGUCUAAGAAAGAGCGCUUGAUCAAUUCUUUCAAUAUUGAAAAUCAUGGAAUCGCCUUCACAACCGUGAUACUACUGUAAGAUAAACGCUGUUUCAUUUGGGGUCUGAUGUUUAUAGUUGC